This is a messenger RNA of Botrytis byssoidea, 486 nucleotides long. RefSeq lists its product as uncharacterized. NCBI's taxonomy places the organism in Eukaryota, Fungi, Ascomycota, Leotiomycetes, Helotiales, Sclerotiniaceae. The record is from RefSeq and is a predicted model, not a curated record. The transcript is spliced from 5 exons. The coding region runs from base 1 to 486 and encodes 161 amino acids.
AUGUCUCCCACAUUUCAAAGACAAGAUGCGGAUCGUGAUGAUCGAAUUGACCCCGAUAUACCACCGGAAAGAUGGAUCAGUAGAAAAGAGCUUCUCAAAUGGAGAUCAAGCACUCAUGAGAACCAGUCACUCAGUUAUGGGAAGAAACUAGAUGCAACUGAGCAAAUCAGAGUUAUUCAGAAGCAGCACGACCUCAAUAUCAGUGAAGUGGGUUUCAAGCUUGAUAUGGAAGUUAGAACUCGUCGCCUCGAUCUUUCAAAUCAAGCCAAGGCUAUGGAUCGUCAGUUGGAACACAGACAAAACUUGGCUCUUCUUAAUGCACAAAUGAUUAUCUUAACGUUUCUCUGUUAUGUGACUUUCUUUUACAUAAUGUCGCUUUGCAAGUCAGAUUACUACUAUACGCUGUUGGGUUUUAUGUUGCUCAUCGUUCUGGGUACAUGCAAGGUUUAUCAUGACGGGCGAUUGUUACCAGGAAUACCUAUGUAA